This is a messenger RNA of Vidua macroura (Pin-tailed whydah), 1473 nucleotides long. RefSeq lists its product as uncharacterized. Gene Ontology annotation, molecular function: RNA stem-loop binding. The record is from RefSeq and is a predicted model, not a curated record. Bases 1 to 975 code for a protein of 324 amino acids. The transcript is spliced from 5 exons. Lineage: Eukaryota; Metazoa; Chordata; Aves; Passeriformes; Viduidae.
AUGACUUCAAGUGACCCCAAAUUACCUCAAGUCAACUUGCUCAAGGCCUCAGGUGACAUCAAGAGACCAAAAAAUGGCGUCAAAUGCCCAAAGGUGGGUGGCAGCGCCUGGCUGACACGGGCGGCAGUGCUGCCGCCUUGUGCCCAGAGUGCGAUACUGCAGCCCUUCACCAAGGCCCUCCCACGGCCACCAUCCUGGAAGUGUCUCGGCUGGGACGCUUUUGAUCUUCUCAAAAUGGUGUUAAAAAAAAUAAAGCGGGAAAUUCGCAUUAGAUCACCAGUUUCAUCUACAGCAACAAGGGUACCAGCCAGCGGGAAACUGGCGGCGAAGCGCGAGGAAGGGCCGCGCGACGACACCAAGUGGCCCUUCUCAGCAUCCCAGCCUUCCGACCAUCAGGGAGGACGAGUGGCCUCGCGGCCAAGUCCAGCAGUUCAGCGCAGCCACGAGGACGGACUCCGCCUCUUCCGCCGGACAGGUACCCUAAAUCAGGGCAAUCGUCGGGUCCUCCGCAGCAGCGUCACCAUCUCUCUCCAGGAUGAGGACCUGACGAGAGUUCCUGCUGGGUUCCUGGGCCCCCUCCACAACUGUCGGGACACCACCGUGCUCAUCUUAGAAGACUCCUUCAACACGCCGAAUGAAAUCACCAUCUUACCUGAGGCAACACUGGACAAGACUAUUAAGGCUAUCAAAGCUGCAGGGCUCCAGAUAGCGGAAGAGAAGAUCCAAUUCUCAGCACCAUGGAGGUACCUCGGAUUCCUCAUCACGGGAAGGACAGUGACACCACAGACACUGACCAUCAACGAGGAUCCGAAGACUCUGCGAGACCUUCAGCAGCUGCGACGGAGACCUCGCCUCACCGCGCGAGCUGACACCUGCCGCGCGGGAAGCCCUGCAACGGGUUGCUGUUGCUCUGAAGUCUCGCCAGGCACACCGCGUGGUCCGGACCCUUCCCGUGAACUUCACGGUGUUGGGUAAGUGCCCCCACCUCCAUGGACUUCUCUUCCAGUGGGAUAACAGAGCAUCUGAUCCCCUGGUCAUCUUAGAGUGGCUCUUCCUACCACACCAGCCCUCUAGGACGAUCACGACCCCUGCAGAAUUGCUAGCCACUUUAAUAAUGAAGGCACGACACCGCCUCCAAACCCUCGCAGGGUGUGAUCCUGCGUGCAUUUACUUACCUGUUACAUUAGAUCAAUUGGACUCGUUGUUGCAAACUAAUGAAACUUUGCUCAUUGCUCUGGACAGCUUCCCUGGACAAAUUUCGGUUGACUAUCCUAAGCAUAAAUUGUUUAAGGAUACAUUGCAUUUGGCCCCAAGAAUGUUUAAAAGUAAAACACCAAUUCCAGGUGCUCUCACGGUGUUCACCGAUGGGUCGGGCAGAUCCCACAAAUCGGUGAUCACUUGGAAGGACCCGGACAGUCAGAAGUGGGAGUCUGACGUCCAACUGGUUGAGGGUUCCCCCCAGAUCGUGGAACU